AUGGAGGCCACUGAGGUACACCCGGUAGGGCACAGGGAGGCGCAACACCAUGAGCGACCGAUGGACCCAGAGCUUAGCUUGCUGUGGAGGGAAACUUUGAGAAUCAAACAUCGUUGUAGACACGAACGAAGGCACAGCCGGCAACACCACCAGAAAGCCGGAGCAGGAACCAGCGAUGGAGCUGAGCUGUUCGCAUUCUCGGUGGAAAUAUCGGUGAUGACAACAACACUCGAAGCUGCUAAACGCGGCGACAGAACUGGAGCAGUAGAUGCGAUCGCCAAAGCGACGAGUUGUGGCGUGGACGAUGCCACCAUCGUUGUGUUUAUGCUAGAAGGACUAGAUGUCUUUGAAGGCGAAGGA
Paramuricea clavata is the source of this 360-nucleotide messenger RNA. Lineage: Eukaryota; Metazoa; Cnidaria; Anthozoa; Malacalcyonacea; Plexauridae. The record is from the annotation of a GenBank genome assembly.